Messenger RNA from Penicillium antarcticum, 789 nucleotides. Its product is annotated as EGFR-like transmembrane domain-containing protein. The coding region runs from base 1 to 789 and encodes 262 amino acids. The transcript has a single exon. NCBI's taxonomy places the organism in Eukaryota, Fungi, Ascomycota, Eurotiomycetes, Eurotiales, Aspergillaceae. The record is from RefSeq and is a predicted model, not a curated record.
AUGUUGAUGUUACCACUAUAUGCCCUUUCUCUCCUCCAACUGGCAAGCGCAUGGACGUUCCGCUACACCAACAAAACAGACGACACACUUAUCCUACGUGGCAGCGAUGACAAGAACUGCACAGUCAUAAGCCUUGCCGAGGGCAAACUAUUCACAUAUGACCCGGAGGGAUCUGACCUCUGCGUUUCGAUAUACUACGAUGCCGAAUGUAAUUCACGAGCCGGUUACUCGUGUACUUCCUGGAGGAAGAAUGCUAGUGCUUCUUUCUUCGGUGCCGAUAUCGCCCCCGAGAGACCGGCUGUUUCUACUAGCACCACUGCACUGCCUACUUUUUCCACAACUGCACCUCCCUCCACAUCGACAUCAGCAUCCGUUUCCGAGUCUGUGACGAGCACGCCGACUUCAACCACAACACCUACCGAUGCUGUCAUAAGUGAAUCUUCUUCUAGUCUAUCCGGUGGAGCAAUUGCUGGUAUAGUGAUUGGUGUUGUAGCAGGCCUUGCUAUUGUCGCUGGUCUUAUCUUCUUCUUUAUGCGGAGAAAUCGGAAGAAUAACGCACCACCUGUUGUCCCACCCGGUAGCUAUGGGCCUCAUGAAGCUGAAGCUACUGUUUCCUCUUUCAGUGGUGCUACAGAGAAGAUGGAAGACUCUUCUAAGAGGUCAUUUCGUCCUCCGACUGGUUCGAAGGUUGUUGAGCUUGCUGGUGAUGUUGGGACCUAUGAGCUGCCUAAUAGUCCGAUCAAUGAGAUGGAUGGUCGCUCUGCGACGAAGCCGUCCUAUCGGGUUUGA